Messenger RNA from Amphibalanus amphitrite, 2891 nucleotides. Its product is annotated as serine/threonine-protein kinase 40-like. Gene Ontology annotation, biological process: protein phosphorylation. Gene Ontology annotation, molecular function: ATP binding; protein kinase activity. The record is from RefSeq and is a predicted model, not a curated record. Lineage: Eukaryota; Metazoa; Arthropoda; Thecostraca; Balanomorpha; Balanidae. The transcript has 7 exons. The coding region runs from base 291 to 1661 and encodes 456 amino acids.
GUUCUGUUCUAGAACGCAUUGCUCUGUGAUAGUUUUGCGUCACGUUUGCGUCACCUCCUCACCCUGCGGCUUGCUGUAGCUCGGCUCGGCGUCGCUGCCACAGCAUUGCGUUGCGACCGCUCUGUCUUUUCUUCACAGUUGGCAGGAUGGAGCGGGACUGCUAGUCUACCUUGGCUUCUGCCAUAGGGUAGUUAUUUUCUCGACUGUUUUGUUCGUGUGAGUGAUAAGUGUGAGUGAAUACUUGAAAGUGCAUCGAAUUAUCCCCCUGCCUGGCCUUGCGCAGUGCUGAGAUGAGUCUCCAGUCAAGAAAAAGAUCCUCUAGUUUCUGCUGUUCUCAAGUUGUUCCUGUUGUUAGUCCAAAGAAGAUAAGAAUUUCUGAAGCCUUAGAAGCAUUGAAAGAAAAAGAUGAGUCAUAUCCCAAGCCUGGAACUCUUGUGGAUAUGGUUAGAGUUAAAAAAGUUGGGCCCUUCAUUUUGGGACCUGUGCUUGGAAACUCGCCUGUGAAGAGUAUUGUACACUAUCUUGCUCGUCAAGAAAAGACUGACAAGUUCUUCACUGUGAAGAUUUUGAGCCUGAAGCCCCCUAGCGAGGAAAAACAAGAUGACCGACUUGGCAAAAUGCUGCUGCAUACUGAGUACUCGCUUCUCACACUGUUGCGAGGCCAGCAGGGGGUAAUUCAACACCAUGGACUGUACAAGGACAUUGCCCUAGAGGAGGUGGACACGUCGCGCGGCACCGUCUACUCGGGCCGGGCCGUGCAGCGCGUGGCUCUCGUGCUCGACUGUCUCACGCCGCACGACUUCUCGCCCAGCGAGCACAUCAACCUGCAGCACUACGUGAUCCGCCAGAAGCGGCUGGCCGAGCAGGAGGCGCUGCUCAUCUUCAGCCACGUGGUGCGCGUCGUGGCCAUGCUGCACAAGAACAACGUCGUGCACCGCGACCUCAAGCUGGGUAACAUCGUGCUCAACCGGCGCACGAAGAAGGUGGUGCUUACCAAUUUUUGUCUGGGCAAGCACCUGCUGAAUGAGGACGACUUGGUGAAGGACCAGCGUGGCUCGCCGGCCUACAUCAGCCCGGACGUGCUCAGUGGAAAGCCCUAUCUAGGCAAGCCGUCGGACAUGUGGGCGCUGGGCGUCGUGCUCUACACGAUGCUGUACGGCCAGUUCCCGUUCUACAACGCUGCGCCACAGGAGCUGUUCCGCAAAAUCAAGGCGGCCGACUACGUCAUUCCUGACGACGGCCGGGUCUCUGAGCCAACCACCAUGCUGAUCCGGCGGCUGCUGCUGCUCGACCCGCGCCAGCGCAUCACUGCGGACCAGGUGACGGAGCACUACUUCGGCCGGCACACCAACCUGCUGCGCAUGAUGCACAGCAUGUACCCUGCGCCGCGCGAGCUGGCCUCGGACGACCAGGUGGUGCCGCAGCUGGCCAGCCCGCCGGCCGCCGAGCAGCGCCGACCGCCCACGCCCGUCGCCGCCGCCGCCUCCAGCCUGGAGACCAACGUCAACCAGCUGCAGCUGAUGGAGAGCAAGCUGUUCACGGUGGGCGCCGAGCGUCCGCCCACGCCCACCGAGCCGGCGCCGGCCAACCCGCUGAUGGCCCUCUCCCGCCACGACGUCAUCGAGCACAUCGACCGGGUGCUGCAGCGGCGUGCGCCCUGAGGGCGGCCGCGGCGCUCCGGGCGCCACCAGUGACCUCCACCCCCCGCGGGCAUUACCGUUCCCCGUCCUGACCCGGCCCGGCGUGGCACGCAGCCGCGCCGGGCCAGAGCGACUGAUGUGUGAAAGAUAGAAAGAAAUGAGAGUGAGAGUUACUGUGCGAGUCGGAGAGUAAAUGUGCGAGUGAGGACGGCGCUGAGCUGAAUGGGUGGCUCUGCGAGUACGAAACGGCACGGCGCGUACAUUCUCAGUGUUCCUGAAUACUUCUCCCGGUUUGUGGAUGCGCCUAGACUCGGUAGAACCGUAACGUGUGUGUAUGUAUGUGUGUCUGCGUGUUAGGGUCGUGUUUCUGCGUUUCUAUGUGCGCCGAACCGCUGCGAAUGGCAGUUCGAAUGCGUGUGACUCCGGUUAUAGUAGAUCCGCCGUUAAGGAAUGGUGCGAGGCCUGUCGCGGACAUUGCAGUUGUCCGCUUUGGGCUGAGCGCUUCUCCGCCUGGCACGACCGAUUCACUUCGUACAUCGUCCGCCUAGAAGGCCGUGCAAGCUAGCAAAUAGCCUGUAAGCCCAACCUGCGCUGGUGCCGCGUCCGUAUCUUUAAGUACCUACUGUAUUCGGUGAUUUUGUGUGAUCAAAGCGUUUUCUUCGUCGCGUUCUCAGUCCGCGUUUAGUUGCGAGUGAACUUCGUAUGCCCCGUAUUGCCGGUCAAAACGUGGUAUAGAAGUUGGAUUAUCUUGGCGCGUACCGAUUCCUCAUUUAGCCCAGCGCCAGUCCCGAACGUCCGUUCAGUGCAGAGGUGGGGGCCGGCGGGGAGGGCCGGGUCCGUGCCGGGGCCUCUCACCCGGCGUCGGCACCCUCAGAGGACUCGGGCCCGCCCGGCCGGCCGCCCACCGAGUGCCUGUGUAUGUCGUGCCGGUGUGAAAUGGUCUCAUCGUUCAUCUCGGCAGCUGCCACCCGCACCAUACCGUGUCCACCGUCACUGUGAUAGACUUCGCAUCGGGGGCGGCGGCGGCGGCGCGCGUCACCACACCUCCGCCGUCGCCGCACCGCCCCACCGCGCGAUGCGACGACCAUGAAGCUAUCCGGCAUUAGUUCCAGCUCGGCCGAGCCGGCCCAGCUGUCACGUGACCGCUCGGCCGGGCCGGCCCAGUUGUCACGUGACCGAUCCCGUUGAGAGAUCGGACCGAUAAGUUAUGAUAUAUGUUGGCAAUAUCGAAAAUACAUCAUCUAUGAAAGC